Styela clava is the source of this 8466-nucleotide messenger RNA. Lineage: Eukaryota; Metazoa; Chordata; Ascidiacea; Stolidobranchia; Styelidae. The record is from RefSeq and is a predicted model, not a curated record.
AUAUACACCAAGUUUUAAAGCUCAACAUGUGAAAAGGGUACCCAGAAUUCAUCUUGUUCCAGGUUCUGAAGUACUUGGAUGCAUCAAAGACUAUAAAAUAAAAAGCAUGAUUCCACUAGACAAAGCUGUAAGGUAUCCAUGGGAAUGCACUUCUUUCUGUUUUAAAAAGGUUAUGAAAAUGCUAUGAUACGAUUGGGAGGAUAUUGUUUCUGUGGUGAUGCACAAAUUAUCAUCAAUCAAGAAUUAUUUUUAUCAAACUUCGACAGCAUGGAAAAUUCUUGUAAUAUUCCUUGUAUCAAAGAUCCUAAUUUAAGUUGUGGAGGUGAUGGAUAUAGUCUGGUUUAUCAAAAACCUGUUGAUUGUUUUCAUGGAUUUUUGAAUCAUUUAAAUGGUAACUUCUACUGCAUGCAACCAGUUCCAGCAAUAUAUUCUGAUGCUGAAGUAUUUUGUCAGUCUUUAUCAACUAAUAGAAAAAUACUUAAUGCUAUUGAAGCACAAAACAAAUUUGAGUUUAUGAAGGAAUGGAUUACUGAUUUCUAUUCGUCCAAUGAUUCUGCAACAUCGUCAUUUGGAGAAUUUUCAAUCUGGGCUGGUAGAUUAUCAGAAUUCAAUGAUAAUAUUCCUGAAUGGAUUACUUGGGAAAAUGGUAAAAAUCCAUCACCAUAUGAUGCAGUGUGUGUUCGAAUCAAUGUGUUCAUUUCCUUAUCCCCCAGCACUGUUCAAGCCUUCUUAGAUGUUGUUGAUUGUAAUUCAGUGAAAUUGAAUUAUAUCUGUGAUCUUGGAAACUGUGACGGUGAAGGUUAUUGUAGUGGAUCAAAAAAUGCAGACAAAAUAGGUAAAGAAUUAACACAAACACGAGAGUUUGUCACAGUUCAAAGCAUUAGUUGGGAUAAUGCAAGAGAAAUUUGCUUGCAGCAAAAUAAGGACCUAUGCCAAUCGGAAGAUAUCUGUGAAAAUUCACAAAAAAUCCUUAUUGAAGAAGAUGUAAUCAUAUCAAUUUCUAAAAAUUUAAAUAUUCUAUGGGUACCAUCCAGGGGUUUGCGAGGUACAUGGAAUAAAAUCGAUUUAAACAAUUCAAGAUGCUAUUCACAAGACAAUAUAAUGAUGAAUGUCAGUCAAACAUCAAAAAAUUCAGCCGCUGGUAUAUUCUGCUGUGGUAAGCAUCAAAUAGAAUCUCCAAAUUCAAAAUACGAAAGAAGAAGCAUACCAGCAACCAGAAAAACUGGCCCAAUAAAACUUUCUACCUAUGGCUCUUCUGUCUCUUUAAAAUGGAUUGAUCAAAAUGAUAACAUUUGUUGCAGCAAUUGCUUUCUUGCAACUUCACAAAGCAAUUUAACAACAGAUGCAUAUUUCUACAAAAUAUCUUCAGGACUUCUAGAUUUGCAUGGCACUGUCUCAUUUGAAAUGGUGGAUGCACCCGGAUAUUUUCUUAAGCACUGCAUAGCGAAUGGUUCAUACAUGGUUGUAGCGACACAUUGGGAAGAAAGCGAAGAAGCAACAUUUUGGUCAUCGAAAGAAGAAAAUUGCAGAAUAUAUGAAAGUCAUUCAGUAUCAGGCCUGUAUCUGUCACUAGAUUCACAACUUGCUUCAAUGAAGGAAAGAAACUCUAUGUCUUCUGAAGAAUUUUUAAAAUCUGCAUGCUUUGGACAUUCACAAGAAUUCCAUAGGUUCGAAGUUGACCCAGCGGUGCAAACAUGGCAUUAUUCCAGAGAUUUUUGCAACACUCGUGGAAUGGAUCUUUGUGAUUCAGAAACCGUUUGCCAAGAUCAAGAGUUUGGUUAUUUACAUUGGUUGCCUGUUAGAAAUUUCGAAAGUCAGUGGGUGUUUCAUUCAUUCAGCAAAGAAUGUUAUUCACAUACUAAACAAUAUACCAGUCCUGCUUAUCAAUGGGAGAAACAGGGUGUCUGUGGACCUUGGGAUACAAGUUUCGACAGUGUUUGUUAUUUUAAAAAAAAGUUGCAUUGUUGUGAUUCCAUCAGCUAUACAAUUGAUAAUGUUGAAGAUCCACCAUUGGAAUUGGACAUUGAAGCAUUUUUUGGAAAUGCAAUUGAAUAUGGUUAUUUGGAUGCAAACAUCUUUGAUCAAGGUGUUGGAUCCGGAAAUUUAAAUGAAGAAAAUAUUUCAGAAGAAUUAUGCUAUCAAAAAACAAGAUUGGCAGAAUAUUCUGCAUAUGGAUUUUUAUCAAAUUUAUCAUCUUGCUUUGGGAUAACAAAAGAAGAGUUCAAAAACUUCCAAACACAUAUAACUAUGUUUGGGGACCAAGAAUCUGUUAAAAUUGUCAAGAUCAAUUAUCACAUCAAAGAUAAACUCAACAAUACCCAUGCUGCAUCUACUAUCAAUUCAAGUAAUGUGAAGAUUGAAGAACACUUCCCAACUUCAUUCUUAACAAAUUUAACGAGUUUCACAAUAUCAAUUUGGUAUCAAGAUAAUAAUAAGCUUGGUGUAAUAUUUUUGACAUACAUAGAUCCAGAAGACUACCAAAACAUAUUCCUUAUUGUAAAAAAACUAAAAGAAGAUGAAGGCUUUAUUGUUAGUUUAUGUGGUAAAGAACUACUGUUUGUUGAUGAUAGUGAUAGGUCUACCAGUAUUGGUUGGCAUCAUUUGAUAAUCCAAUUAAUAGAAACAAGUGGAAUACACUUAAACAUUGAUGGCAAACCUUUAUUCGAAGAAGCGGCACGAAAUGUGGAAAAUGAGUGCUAUCUUUCACUAGGGGGAGAUUUCACACAUGGUUACCUCGAUGAUAUCAAUUGGAACGGUGAUAAAGCCCAAGUUCUAAUUAUCAUCGAUAUGUGGAAUAAUUCCAUGGUCAACGAAAAAACUUUAUAUGAGAAGCCCAAUAAAUUUGGAAAUCUGAUCACAUCAGCAGUAAAUGAAGCAAACCUUGAAAACUCGUUUAUUGUGCCAAGUUCUUUUCUGAAAUUGAGUCGCUGGACAAAAGAUUCUACUUCAACAUUUAAAAUUCAUUUACCAAUUGACACGUCUUCUGAUCAAAAAUUUUCUGAAAUGAUAGUAAAAAAUAUGACUCUGGGAUCAUGGGCAAGUGGCAAUGAAGUGAAUAACAACAUGAAAAGUUGUCUACUGACUCCACCAACUCUCGGUGUAUUUUAUGAAUGUCUGAAUGUGGAUAAUUUUGAUUUACUUCCAACAGCAGAUGGGCAAUAUGCUAUUAAAUUUCAGCCAAAAUAUGAUAAAACACCUUUAUAUUUAUUACCAAUUAAUCUAGGAAAUGAAUCUUUUGGAUUUCAAACAAGCAAGAAUAUUUUUGACAAUGAUACCUUGAUACAGUUUUAUCAUCAACCUAGUUUAUUUGAGUUAUCUUCUCUUAAAAAUUCCAGCAGGGAUGAUUUACAUAUAUUUACAACGAAGUCUCAAGAGUGGAAAUUGCAAGGAGCCAAUUGCGAAGAGAUACUCCCAGUAAAUUUUGCUGGCUCUCUAUUAGAGCGGGUUCAUUUGAAUUAUCAUCCACGGAGAUGCUUGCAGUUUAUCUGGAAAAAUGAAAUAGGGUGUACUGUUCCUUUGUUUCGUUAUGGAUCUUUCUUCGAUAACUUGUUGGAAAGAUGGAGAAAUUCGGCCAAGAAUGGAGGAUUGCGUCAACAACAUAUUAGAGAAUUGAUGCAGUAUGCUUUUGGGGAAGCAAAAAAGGGAAAUUUGAAAUACUAUAAAGUUUGCUUCGGUGGAUAUAAUAUAAGGUUGUUAAGAAUCUCACAACAACUAAAAUCUACUGUUACUGUUCCACCGAGUGAAAAUAUUAGAUCUGGCCUGUUACAGUCUUAUGAUACCUUCUAUGGUUGGGGUGGAGUUUGUAUAAAGCAUCUUGUUAGCAAUAAUUUUGCAGAUGUAGCUUGCCGAGAACUUGGUUAUUCAAAAUCCCAAAAAGUCUUUUAUACAAAAAUUAAUACUCUGGAUAAAAUAUCUGUGAAGAAUCUAAUUUGUUUCGGGAAUGAGUCUUCAUUACAAGAAUGUAGAAAGGAUAAACAUAUGCAUUGUGAUGAAGAACAAUUGGUUCAUAUAACUUGUAAAAUAGAAUCGAAUUCCUGCAGUGAUGGAUGGGUGCUAUUGCAUGAUAACAUUUGUGUAAGUGAAGCUCUAACUUCGCAGGAAUCAAGUGAUUUUGAAUCAGCGAAGGAAUCCUGUGAAGUAAGAGGUGGAAUCAUUUUGGAGCUUCCUACAGAUAACAUAGCAUCCUUGUUGAAAAUUUAUUUGAACAAUAUUAAAGUUACAAAAGUUUGGCUUGGAGUACAUUUAGAUGCAUACGGAAAUUUUAAAUGGAGGACAUCUGGUAAAAAAAUAGAUGUUAUUGCUACUGCAUCCACCAAAGCCUGUGUUGAAUGGAAUAUUAAUUCUGAUAAACUUAAAGCUGUAAUGUGCACAAGAAAUGAUAUUGGUGGUAUUUGUAUAAAACCAUUAAAUUGCUCUGAAGAUUUUAAAGGACUUUUAUGUCAACUGGUGGAAUGCCCGAUUCAGGAUCUCCCAGGAGUGAAAAAAGAGUGUUCGCCUGGCUCGAAUAAUAUACAUUCACAAUGUUCAUAUGAAUGUGAAAAUGGCAAAACCUUAAUAGGCCCUUCAAUAAGAGAGUGCAUAAUGUCAAAAGAAAAUGGACCUAUCUGGAAUGAUGUUUUUCCUAUUUGCUCUGCUUCGAGCAAUGCCUCAGAUACAUGUACAGAAUCAAAGGCUUGUGGAAAUGGAAUUUGCAUCGAGGUUUCAAUUGGCUUAUAUAGGUGUGUUUGUGACAAAGGUUUUUUUGGUUACAAUUGCCAAUUUUCUUACAAUAAGACAACAUCUCUACCAGUAUUGACUGUAGAUCCGUGUGAAUAUAUAGGAUGUAAAAACUAUGGAUCAUGUUUGAACAUUGGUGAUAAUAAGUUCAAGUGCCUUUGUAUACCAGGUUAUUCCGGAAAAUAUUGUGAAAAAUUUACUCGCAUAAUUUGUGAUCUAAAACCAUGUUUGAAUGGAGGAAAAUGCAUUCAGACUGGGGAUAAAUCAUUCAUAUGUAGAUGUGUGCAAGGAUUCACUGGAUCAACUUGUGGAAAAUAUUUUUCAACUGACCGUCCAGCGGAGUGUUCAUUUCCUUUUAAAUAUAAAAAUACUACAUAUGCGGAAUGUACUAGCAUCGAUGUUGAACUAUAUAAAAGGCUCGGAUGCUGGAAAAUGCCAAUCAUUAUCUCAGACAAAGUAUUUAUAAAAUAUGAAUCAUACGAUGCUUCAUUAUUUCGUGAACAGUGUUAUCAACAAGUCUAUGAAAGUGGUUAUCCUGGUUUUGCUGUUGUUAAACUCCUCAAUAACUUAUUGUGUAUGAGUAGCCCUGACAUUCUUUCACACUACUCAAAAUAUGACAAGACCAUUAAAUGUGAAGUGGUAAAUCAGAGCAAUGCAGAAGUAUAUGAAAUACUUUAUUCCAAAGAAGGAACACAAUGGUGCUCCAUGGAUUAUUUGUAUGAUGGUCGCUUUGUCACUUGUGAUCCUCCUAUAUCAGCCUACUUACUUCGGUCGAAUCCUAUCAUAGAAAGCACAUUUGUUUCAAAAAAAUUGCGUUUUAUGAGAGGAACAUCAUGGUUUCAUGGACAUGCAAAACUAAUGACUUACAUUAGUGAUGUAUUGUCUUGUGUUCAAUAUGGAAAGGUCAAGAUUCCAGUAAUUUACAACAUCUCAUCCAAUGUUCCAAUUGAACAAAAGCAAAUAUCAACAUGCAUUUUUCCUACUCGCUCUCAGAACAUAAUGUAUUUCUCUUGCAUCAAAUAUUUUGAUAUCUCUCAAAAUUUGACCCCAAUGUGCUAUACUGAUGAAAGUGAAUUCCUUCCUUGUCUUGAAAAUUACACACAGUAUUAUAUGCCUUGCUCUACAGAAUCUGGCCAUGUUGGUUAUUCGUUGACAACUUUGUUUGAGGGAAAUUCAGCAACAGAGCAUGAAUGUGUUUUCCCAUUCACCCAUGAAGGACAAGAAAUAAAAAGUUGCAAACUUGGAUGGUGUUACACAGAUAUUGUUCUUCAGUCAUGGAAGUAUUGCAUCCAAGAUAUUUGCUCAGCAUAUCCUCAGCCACCAACUAGUGUGGAAAGUGAUUUUAAAAAUGUUGUUGAAAAGGAGAAAACUUGUUCCGAGUUGAACCAUUUGUAUUUUGGACGAUACCUGACUCAUUAUAGCUGUGAAAAUGCUUGUCAACAACAUGCAGAAUGUCUUAGCUAUAUUUAUAUGCCAGAGUUUGAAAUAUUUUUCAAUAAAGGGGCAUUGUACAGUCAGCAUGAUGUUCCUUCCACAUACAAUGCGGGCCAUGAACAUUGCAAGAAUAUGGGUGGUAGUUUAAUAAAAUUGAAUGAUGAAGAUACAUAUAAUUUUUUAGUAUCAGUUCUCAAAACUAAUGAAUAUUGGAUUAAUGAUUCGAAUGGUGGCAACUUAUUUGCUGCGAACACUUACAGUUUUGAAUCCAGACAAUGGUUAAGAAAUGAAUCAAAUGAAAAUUUACAUCGAUUUAUUUGUCAUCAAGAUGCAAGUGAAGAUAUACUAGAAAGCUAUCUGCUUGGAAAAAUUCCAGAAGUCUUAGGUUAUUGUAUAGGACUGAAGGAAAGGCAUAAAAUAAAACAGUUAAAAAACAAACCGAAUCCUAAUGAUAAUUUUCAACCUUGGUGGGGAUGGAAACGUGAAAGCAUUUCUUCUUCUAAAAGUGGAACAAAACUUAAUGUUGAGAUUUAUGUCGAACCACACACUGGAAGAAGGUGGAGUAUAUCAACAAAAAGUGCAAUAUGGGAAGAUGCACAAAAAGAUUGUCAGUCUUAUGGCGGGCAUUUAGCAAUCAUUGAUUCCUCAGAGAUGGAAAGAUAUUUGAAACAACUUUUAAAGAAGACGAAUAAUAGAUGUGAUGGUGUAUACAUUGGAUUGAACACCGAAUUUCUGGAAUGGGUGGAUCAAUCAUUUGUUUAUUAUCACAAUUUGGAGAAAUUUCCUUCAGAUUCAAAUUCAAAAUGUGUUGUGAUAAAAUGUGCCUCAUCAACUCCAUUGAAUUAUAUCCCUUGUACCAUUAAGAAGCAUUUUAUUUGUGAAUUUCCUGCACAACAACACAAUGCCCUUAAAGAUUUCCAGAAGAUCGAGCUAACUAAUGUAAAAGCCAGAAUAAAAUAUUCAGGAACAGAAAUUAUUAGUGGCCCAAUUGCCGCUUCUGACAUCAGUUCAUGUGCCAACACAUGUAUCAGAAGCAGGGGAAUAUCGGACUGCAGGAUAUUUCUUUUCGACGGAAGCAAUUGUUUAUUAACAAAUGAUGCGAACAAUGUAGAACUGUCAGUAGAUAAUGGAACUUUCGACUAUUACGAGAAAUACCACAAUAUUGAGAGCUGUCAUUCGUCUCUUCUGGGAAUUAUUGGAAUUUUCUAUGUCAAUUUCAAACAAAUGAUUCCAGCUCUCAAUACAGAAAAAUUACUUAUUCAUGACGACAGUAAUAAAAACUACUGUUUUGGAUCAGUAGAACAAGAAAAUGAAAUCGUGAUUGAUAUUGACUUGACUCUCCCUGCAAAUAUAACUCUUAUACAAAUAUAUACAACGAUGCAUAGCUUCUAUAAUAUGUUGAUAUCUGAAAUGAUAGUGUUUGAAGAAGUGACAAUGACCUAUGGCAUCAUAGAUUCAAAUGAAAUAAAAACGUCAUUCAACUUCAGUCAGAAGAAUCUGAUUCAUCCAUUUGAUGUUCCAAUCAUAGCACAACACGUGAAAUUUGCGAUCCCAUUUAUUGGAACCAAUCUGAUUGGCGAUGAGACAAUUUGUGUGAAGUUUGACCUUGAAGGCUGUCCUCUUCAAUCACAAGCACUAGACAAAUUUCCACAUGGAUACUAUCCACCAUCUCCAAAACGUGACGAAAACAAAAUUACUGAGGAUACAAUCACUAUAAAUUGUGGAGAUGAAAACUGAUUGGGACUACUUUUCGCUAUGAUUUAUUGUAAACUAUUAGCAAAACAUCAAUAGAUACUUGUUGUAUUUAUCAAAAUUUUCUGAUUAAUAGCAUAAAAUUACAUCAGAAAAUAAAAAUUCUGCUUUAACAUAUAUUUGUUAUAUUUUUCACAAUCACAAUAUCGGAAUUUAAAAUUAUAAAUCAAUUUUUUGUGUUUGUAUUUUAGCCUUUUAUUGACCUUUCAAUUUCAUAUAUGUAAUAAAAUCAAUGUAUGAUGUAUACUUCCUGUUUGGUCUUUCCUGUUAUUGUAAUCUUACAAUAAACUAUUUAAAUUUGGCACAACUGCUACUAAUCACUUAUUUAUGAGACAAACUUAUAAUCUUAUUGAAAAUAUAUGAAACGAUUCACAAAAUAUUAGUGAUAACAUCAAGAACGGACAUUUAGACUCACGCCCGUCUGUUAUAUCUUUUAAUAAUGCGGAAAAUCAUGACAACAACUUGAACAAGAAGAAAAAAUGGCGGGAGGAAGAGGAUAGAAAGAGAGAUGGACGUCAAGAUAUUUACUUGAUUACAUAUACAGCUUAAAUAAACAUUGGUGUU